CUGCUGAGCCCGCGCUCAGUGGCCCCGUCAGGGAAGAACACGAACCAGAGCCGCCGAAGGGCCCUGUGGCCGGAGCCAGGAGGGAGUAAAGGUAAACAAAAGGGGAAAAGAAGCACAGAAGAAUGUCAGUCAACAAAGAAAGGAAGAGUCAUAGAGUUCCUGGAGAAGCUCUGGCUAAACAAGACACAUCUUCAUUAACGGAUGCUGUAGAGCAAGUUGCACGGCAACAACAAUCACAAACAUCAGAAUUUAAAAGAAACAAAAAAGUUCUGUUUGGUUUGCAGAAUGAACUUCAUGAGCUUGAAAAACAAAUAGCAUCUGUUUCUGCAGAAGCUAAAGAAAGAGCAAGGCAAAUUUAUCAACAAGAUGCUGCCAUAGAAAAUACCAAGCUUCAGUGUGGAAACCUGGAAACUCAAAUCAAAUCUUUACAUACAGAAAAUGUAAAGCUUAAAUUUGACAUAGAAGCAGCCCAAGAAGACUUUGAGGAACACAUGCUAAGAUAUAAUGAAUAUUAUGCAAAAAUAAAAGUACAUAGUUUGAGGAAGAUAGAAAGCAAAUGGUCAUUCAUGACUGAACUCCAUGAAAAACGAGAUCUUGUUAAAAAACUAAUGACAAUGAAAGAGGAACUUACACAAGAUUCCCAAAAUCCAGAAGAAAACCAGAUGAAACAAGUACAGGAAGACAUUACAAAGCUAAAGGCUCAAAUUAUAACUGUAAAAGAAUCUAUCAUUGAAAAAACUUGUUUCCUUGAGGAAGAAAAAAAUACCCAUGAAAAAUUAAGAAAAGAAAUAGAGGUACAAUAUAAGAGAUAUGGUGUAAUUCUUAAGCAUUUGCACUGUCAGGUAAACAAACUUCAGUCAAACAGAAGACAAUGGCAAUGGAACAUUGAACAACUGGAAAAAACCGCAGCUGAACUAAGAAAACGCAUUGGAAUGAAAGAUUAAUAUGGCCAUAGAGCAAUGUAGAGCACAGACUGCCUGCAAAAAUUAUGGGACACAAGGAUUAGCAAAUCCUUUGGAUUCUUAACAACCAGCAUUCACUGUCAGCGGUCUGUCUGAAUGAAAGGUGCAUUUUCUUUUUUUUAAAAUCAGUCAUCUGUUUCAAAGUGCCUUCCAACCCUACAAUUGAAAGCAGUAGAUAGACAAUAUUUAUGUUUACAGAAGAAUCAUGGAAGACUCUGAAUAUUUUGUGUGUAAGAUAUACUGUACUCAUGAAUGCCUGUUUAUAAACAUAUGGCCUUUACUAUCAUAUCAAGUAAAAAUUUAGAAGAAGAAAAGCACUUGAAUUUACAAUGAUUAUAAAAUUGUUAAGAUAUUUUAAAUGAUUGUUUCAAAUUUUGUUACAAUGUACUUUUUUACCACUGCCUUCAUAAUAGUCAUAAAUAUUGGCAUUUACAAAAUAAAAAAACAAAAAAAAAACAUGAGAGAAUGUUUCAGUCUUUUUCUGCAUUUUUUUUGUAUAUACUGACUUAUUUUAAAAGAAGACAGAAGUCAGUCAUCAGGAAAAUGAUGGUUUUUCCACCACAACCAGAUACCACCAUACAUUCAUCAGAAUGGCUAAAAUGUUGACUUGGAUGUAACACAUUGGAACGUUUCAUAACUUGCUGGAGGGAGUUUUAUGUGUUACAAUCACUUUGGAAAAGUUUUUCCCACUAUUCACUUCAUGGCCCAACACCUCCACUCCUCAACGUAGACAUGUGGUAGGCAGAAUUCUAAGGUGGUUCCUAAGAUUCCUGCUCACACACUAACUUCUGGUUAUUCAUACAAACCCUAAUAUAGGUGAAGGCAUUUUGUAGAUAUAAUUGAGAUUCCAGUUGGUUGACUGUAAGAUAGGGAGAUUAUCUUCAGUAAAGCUGACUUAAUCAAGUGAGCCUGUAAAAGAGAGGAUUCUUUCUGGCAAAAGGUUCAGAGUGUGAGAGAGAUUCAUUGUAAGGGAGAUUCAUUCCUACAACCACAAGAGCCCGAAUUCCACUAGCAACCUGCAAGAGCUUGAGGGGGGAUUCUUCCCAGAGCCUCCAGAAAGGGACACAGGAGUACAGCCUGGCUGAUACUAUAUUAAAGGCUUGUGAGACCCUGAGUAGAAAACCCAGCAUACAGUGCCUGGACUUCUGACCUAUAGAAACAGAGAACAUAGAUGGGUGUGUCCUAAGUCAUUAAUUUUGUGGUAAUUUGUUAUACUGCAGUAAAAAACUAAUACAGUUUUCAGUACCUGGAAGUGGGGUGCUGCUGUAACAAAUACCUAAAAAUGUGGAAAUUGCAGUGGGUAGAGCUUGGAAGAAUUUUGAGGAACAUGAUAGAAAGGCCUAAAUUGCAUUGAAUGAGCAGUUUGUAGGACUCCAGGCUUGGAGGCUGCUGCCAGUGAGAGCUCAGAAGGGAGACAGGAACAUGUUUUGGGAAACUGGAGGAAGUAGUUCCUUGCUGUAAAGUGUCAAAAAGCUUAACAGAAGUGUCUUUUGCAUGGUGUGUUAGUUAUUAACUUGGAUAUUUAGCUGAGGAGAUUUUCAGUGAAAAGGUUAGAGGUGCAGCCUGAGUUUUUGCUGCU
Manis pentadactyla (Chinese pangolin) is the source of this 2541-nucleotide messenger RNA. RefSeq names its product coiled-coil domain-containing protein 122-like. Bases 123 to 944 code for a protein of 273 amino acids. The record is from RefSeq and is a predicted model, not a curated record. NCBI's taxonomy places the organism in Eukaryota, Metazoa, Chordata, Mammalia, Pholidota, Manidae. The transcript has a single exon.